Musca domestica (house fly) is the source of this 5940-nucleotide messenger RNA. RefSeq lists its product as uncharacterized. Lineage: Eukaryota; Metazoa; Arthropoda; Insecta; Diptera; Muscidae. The transcript has 13 exons. The record is from RefSeq and is a predicted model, not a curated record. The coding region runs from base 188 to 5851 and encodes 1887 amino acids.
UCGUUUACAAUUCCAUAUUCAAGUGAAUCCGCAAGUGUUUGCCGGUCAAAUCUUACCGAUCAUUUCUAAUUUUUUGGCAUAACAAAAGAAAAUUUGCUAUAUUCGAUUAUAUCUUAUCGUUUUGAACAGCGGUCCCAAUUUUAUGCUCUUGAAAGCAUAAUUUUUUUCAAUAUUUUAUUGUGGCAAAAUGCAAAAUAACGUACAGCCUCAGCUCAUAAAGCUCUUCGAUCACAAGUUUGUGGCCAACGUCUUGAAGAACCAUCAUCAUUGUCCCAAGUGUCAUUAUGAGUUUUCCCAUUGGUACGAUGUUCAGGACAAAUAUUCAAAAGAUGUUACUGUCCGAAGUAAUCGUCCCAUUCUUCUACCUUGUGGACACAACCUGUGUGAGAACUGCAUUGUCAAUAACAGGCAAACCCUUAUGUGCAACAUUUGUCUAAAUCCAAUAGAACUGCCAACAGAAAAUAAUGGCCAGUUACAAAAUUUUCAAUUUCGUGAUCAUUUUAAUAUGAACUUCUAUUUAUUGGGCGAAUUGACUAAUCUACGUUACUACAACAAGGAUAAUUCAGCAAACAGCACACUUCUGGCCACUACACAGAUUGACAAUAAUAAAAAAGGUACAAUACAUUGUUCGGAAUGCGAAUUAGUUCCUGCACUGGGCAAAUGCCGUCAAUGUAAACAGUAUUAUUGUCGACGGUGUUUUGAUGAAAUACACAAAUGUGGUAAAACAUUGAAAAUGCAUAAGUUGCAAGUUUUGGAUAAUAGAAUUAAAAGUAAAGAAACGGAGCGUUUUUUGAAGCCAGGUUUCUGCAAAUAUCACAAAAAACCACAUGAUCGUUUCUGUCCAAAAUGUGACUGUACAUGUUGUCCAGAAUGCGCUAAACAUGACCAUAAACAACAUGGCUGGAAAACUAUAAUUGAUGAGAAUAAAAGGCACAAGGAUGGUAUAUCCACUACAUUGCAGAAUGUAAAUAGCUUUCGGAGUGAUGUUAAACGGGCGUUGAAGGAUGUACGAAGUGUCGAGAUUAAACUUGAGGAAUUUGCCACCAAGACCGUUGAAGACAUCGCCGACUACUUCCUAAAACUGCAUAGUUAUCUACAAAACAAGGAAAAGGAAAUUUUGGACAAAUUUGCAGAAAUCUGCCAGCAGCCACAGUUUUUCUUAAGACAAGCCCAUGCCUGCCUGAAUGAAUCCAAUGAUACUCUUAAGGAUAUGCGCGAUAGUUUGGAAUUUUAUGAACGUAAAUUGCCGGCGCUCGUCCAUGUUGGCAAGGUGCUACAAAAAUACAACGAGCAGUUGUAUCAAAUACCUACCCAGGUGGAAAUUACGAACAUACGGACGAACCCAUUCAAUUUUCAAGUGAAAGCAACUGAAUUUCCAGACCUUGAUAAGUACAUUAAAUACAGUUUUGUUGGACCGAAAAUUAAAAUAAAAAUUCGUUGUGCACAAGACGAUUCAAACAUGUCGACCCCUGUUUCCUCCAACAUCAACUCGUCUACCUCUGCUAGCUUCGAUAUUUCAACGACCCACCAGAAUAUUCCACAACCAAGGCCCCAAUCUAAAAUAUCCAAAGAGAAAAGAAAGCAACUAAAGAAUAACUCGAAGCAGGCUUGUAAUGUUGUGGCCAUUGCUUCGGCAAGGAGUUCACCCAUGUCAGUAGAAAGUAGCAGCAGCAUUGCUGAUGAAAACUUAGUCCAUAUUAGCUAUGUAAAAUCCCCUGGACAUUUUUACAUUCAAAGAGUUAGUGAUAUUGAGAAGAUCCGUCAGUUGUCCCAAGCAUACGUUGAUGGAGGGCAAACAAUAAACAUUCCAAAAGAUAUGACCAUCGGCUACUACUACAUGGCUUAUAACAGCGCAGAUAAGCAAUGGUAUCGAGGCAUGUUAAAGAAAAUACUUCCUGAGGAUGAGUACAAAGUUUUUUUGGUUGAUUACGGAAUGGAUUUGACUAUACCUGCAGAUAAAAUUUGCAAUGUCCACGAAUCGCAUAUAAAAAUUCCAUUCGCCGCUGUACGAUGUGCCAUAGCCGAUAUAGUCCCUGCUGGAAAGGAAUGGACCGAGGUCGGGAAAAACUUUCUAUAUGAACUAUUACAAAAUCAGCAUGUCCGAAUGAACGUAAUCGAAAAAAUUAGAAAUGACCACCUUAAAGUUGACCUCCAAACCCCAGUGACAACUUCUGUUCGUGAGUCUUUUUUAUACGCUGGCCUGGCCCGAGAGAGGCCAGGUGCACACAGCUUUAAAAUGUCUAUUAAGAAAGACAUUGCUAAUUUGAAGCUCAGUGAACAAAUUCCACGUACUUAUGUGAUGGCUGGCGAAAUUUUAAUGGUCAAUAUGCUACACGUCGUGGGUCCACACGAAUUUUAUGUUAUAAAGGACGAUUUAACCGAAGAAAAACGAAAGUUUUUGUCUGACCUCAAUUCGUUCUAUGGAGCACAAGAGACACAACGCCAGCAAAUGUAUUUGGCUGAACCUGGCGUGAGUUGCGCUGUAAGCAUUGCCGAUUUUUGGCAUCGAGCCCGAAUUAUAGAGGUAAAAGGAAAUGGAUCACUACUGGUACGACUUGUCGAUGAAGGGCGUACCGAGACAAUUAACUGGCGCCAAGCAUACACGCUAACUGAAAUGUUUCGACAAAAGCGAGAAUAUGCGAUUCGGUGUACAUUGGCCGACAUUGAACCAUUGCAAGAAAAUUCAUACAAUUACACAGCAACUGCAAUUUCUGACUUCAGGCAGAUGACUGUGAACCCAUGCUUGAGAAUGGAAAUUCAGAGCACAUCAGAAGAUCUUAACAGGGUUCUGCUCUAUGUGAGUAAAAAGAACUUGGACAUUAAUAUCGGGGCAGCUUUAGUGAAGAGUAGACAUGGAAUUUCAACAGGCGAAACAACGCAAACCUCGGAUUGUUUUCGAAUGACCAAGAAAUCACAUCGCAUAAGGGAAUUAAUAGUGUCGGAGAAUCUUAAGACUAAUGACUGCUCUUCGAUAACCAGUCUUAAAUCGUCCAAAGAUUUAGAACCACUUCCAGUACAGCGAUCCCAAAUUAUUAUUACCCAUAUUGUCGACCCUGGGGAAUUCUAUAUUCAAUUAUAUAAAUUGAAAAUGGGGACGGACCAAUUUCAUGCCAAAAUUCAAGAAACACUAAAUGAGAAAUUCCACAUUUCUGCUAAUUGUAUCGAUUUACCAACGAGAGAAAACCAAAAAUGGACUAUAGGCAGUCAUUGUUUGGUGUACACCAAAUACAAUAGCACACCAACGGAUCCUCCUACCAACAAAAACUGCGAAUGGUACAGGGGCAUUGUCAUCGAAGCGAAUCACGAGCACGUUUCGGAAACAACUUAUUCGGUGUUUUUACGAGAUAUUGGAGCGACUAUACGUUCAAUAGCUUCCCACCAGUUAUUCUCGAUCGGUGCACAGUUGGAUCGUGUGACAAAUGCAGUUUACCGUUGCCAUUUGGCCGGUAUUUGUCCCGCCGGCAAUGUCAAAACAUGGUCAAAAUCAGCUAUCGAUUGGUUUCGAUAUUCGAUCAAACAAUUUGAAUUACAAUGGGUUUCUAUGAGAGGAAAGCGCUUGGAGGAAACGAAUUCAUUACCAGUCGUAUUGUGGGGCUCCUCAACAGAUACUACGGAUCCUUUGGCACCAUGCAUUAUUAAAUUCACUAAUAUUAGCAAGAUAUUGGUCGAGAAAGGUUUAGCAUAUUCGCCUGGAACUACGGAUACCAUAACCGAACAUUUUCACCAAAUUGAAGGAAUUGACCUAAAAGAAGGUGAAAUAACAAUCCAAAAAUGGUUUAAAUCCCUCGAAGAUGAUAUGACUCUUAACGCUAUUGAUCGCAGGGAACACUGUCGCGGCACUUUAUUCAAUGAACACGCUCACGCAAAUAACCCUGAUGCUAUGGAUGACAUUAUAGACGAUACAAAUAUUUCUGAUGGCCACCCUUUUGAUGUUUAUCUUAACAAUGUCGAUGCUCAGCUAUCUACAGGAAUGGACAGGGCAUCGGUUGCGUGGACAAAGUCCAAAGAUCUUAAUAAGACCUUGUUUGCCGGUUAUCCAACAUAUGUAGACUAUGAUGGCAUUAUAUUUCUACAUGAAGCCGAUGAUAAAGAAUUCUUGACCAAAAUGAGCAAUAUAAUGUCCAAAUUGUUCGCCAAUGUUGAGGAGCCUUCCGCGGAUUAUGUCUACACCGCAGGCCAACCAUGCAUUGCAAAAUAUCACUUGGACUCCAAAAUUUACAGAGCAUAUGUAAAAAAAGAAAAGUCAAAUGACAAAGAAGAAAUCGAAGUCCGAUUCGUCGACUAUGGAGAUGUGGAAAAUGUGGUCCCAAAAGACAUUCGGCCAUACGCUCCAUUUCCAAACAUGCCAUCGCUUGCAAGCAGAUACCAACUUAUUGGAAUCCAACCCAACAACGAAAGUGGUGAAUUCUCAGUCGAUGUUCUGGAUCAAAUGCAUCUUUACAUUGUCGGAAAGUUUGUUUCGGUGCGCCUGUCACCCACAGAACUGACAAUGCCCAUCAAGAAGUGUAAUAUGCGAUUAGGCACCGUUGAUGUUGCCGCCACCUUCAUAGAAAAAGGUUGGGCAGCGGCAGAAACUCUGAUGCCAGGUUUGUCUUCGUUCAAUAACGUCGAAUAUACGAAUGAGCCGAGGAGAAAUCGUCGGAACCCCUUUUCAAAUUCCAACAGUACCGAUUAUGAGGAUUUCGACGCAAAUAAUUUGAAUGAAAACGAAUUCUGUAUAGAAAAUGAAGCUAGCAAUUGGAUGGUAUUGCCGCAAUACAAAGAGGAUAACAUUAGCAAUGUAAUCGAGCAUCUAGACAAACGCCAUGACAAUCUCCUUUCGAAAAUUACUCAAACCGGAAAUGAACACAAGAACAGUUUUGCAAUCCCUCCAACGAAGAAGCGCAUGUUCGAUCACAGUGAUUAUACACAAAUGAUGAACGGAGGAUUAUUACUUGACGUAGAUGAUUUAAGCAAUGUCAGCGGGAAUGAUCAUAAAAUGGUAUCAUUUAGCAUUGCCGAUGACGACGAUGAAGAUGUUGUUGAAAUGAGCCACAAUUUUGCCAUGAAUUAUUGGCAUUCCGCAACAGAUGAUACAAAGAGAAACGAGGAAUAUGACAUAUGCCAACAAUUGGAGCAUCGAAUCUCAUUCCAAGAAGAGGAGGACAUAGAAUCGGAAUAUGAACAUUUUUAUCCGGACGAGACUUCGACAAUUUUUACCCACUUCAGUGGAAUUGAUGUAUUCAAGACACCCCACUUUCCAGGUGCACAGCAACAGUUCAAAUGUCGAGUUAUAAAGAUAAUAUCACCUACUGUACUUCACAUAAUUCCCAUUACAACUGAUUACAAGAAACAAGAUAUUAAUAUGCAGAUUGCUAUUGGUAAAGCAGCCAAAACAGCUAGACCACUCACGAGCUUCAAGCGAUCCACGCCAUGUCUGGCAUGUUAUUCAAAAGACAAAAAGUGGUAUAGAGCCGUUAUUCGCAGUAACAACAAAAUAUCCAAAACUGUCGACGUCUUAUAUGUUGACUAUCUAAAUAGUGAAACCCUUCCUACCAAAUACAUUCGCGAGUGUCCUCCGGAAGUAUUAAGUUGGCCGCAGCGCACGCUUCGUGUUCGUUUGCAUGGUUUAAUCGCAAAUAUGAAAGUUGACGAAUCAGCCAUACGUCUAGCGUUACACAGAACUGUAUCUAAACGAGAUCUUAUCGCUGUUGUCAAGAAGUAUCGAAACUGUCAAACAUCUUCGAUUGAUACAUUAUCUGCUACCAAAAAAUUAAAUGAGAUAUCUUUGUAUGAAUCUGAAUACCACCUAUCAUUACAAAUUCCCAUUUACGAACACCUUAUAAAGUCAAAUUUCUAUUCCAGAUUAUAAUAACUUAAUUAUAUGAAAUGUGUUUUAUAAUUUAUGUUUUCCUUAGAAUGUUACUUUUUAUGCAUUGAUAAGCCUUAAUGAUAAUAUUU